This is a messenger RNA of Lethenteron reissneri (Far Eastern brook lamprey), 8163 nucleotides long. Its product is annotated as partitioning defective 3 homolog. Gene Ontology annotation, biological process: cell adhesion; establishment or maintenance of epithelial cell apical/basal polarity; establishment of centrosome localization. Lineage: Eukaryota; Metazoa; Chordata; Hyperoartia; Petromyzontiformes; Petromyzontidae. Gene Ontology annotation, molecular function: phosphatidylinositol binding; protein binding. The record is from RefSeq and is a predicted model, not a curated record. Gene Ontology annotation, cellular component: apical junction complex; apical plasma membrane; cell cortex.
AAGGAAGUUGAGAGCCGAAUGAGGAAGAGCGAAGAGUUGAGAGGAGAAACCACGGAGUUAAAACCACGGAGUGAGACCACAGCGGGAGACCGCGGAGUGAGAGAGGUGAGAGAGAGAGGUGAGAGAGAGAGGUGAGAGAGAGUGGUGAGAGAGAGAGAGGUGAGAGAGGUGAGCGGGAGUGAGAGAGGUGAGAGAGAGAGGUGAGAGAGAGAGGUGAGCGGGAGUGAGAGCCCACGGGAGUUGUGGCCACAGCGGGAGGCCGCGGACCAUGAAAGUCACGGUCCGCUUUGGCCGCACGCGGGUGGUGCUGCCGUGCGGGGACGGCUCCCAGCGGGUGCGGGACGCGGUGACCGAGGCGGUGAGGCGCUACAGGAAGGCGCUGGGCAAGGACUCCUCCUACUGGGUGCAAGUGCAGCACCUGGAGCACAAGGAUGGUGGAAUCCUUGACGAUGACGAUCUCCUCCGGGAUGUGUGCGACGAUAAAGACAAGCUGAUCGCCAUCUACGAGGAGCAGGAGCCCCAGCCGGGCGGCGGCGGCGACUGCACAAGCACCAGCUCCACGGGCACGCAGAGCCCUGACAUGUUCGGCAGCGAGGUGGAGCCGCCGGGCCACGCCGCCGCCACCGCGGCCUUCAACGAGAUCGAGGUCACACCCUCGGCCCUCCGAGCCACCACUCCGCUACACGUGCGACGCAGCAGCGACCCUGCGCUGGCUGGAUCCGCGUCGGAACUGGUCCAGCCCGGCCUUACGGUCGUAGGUGACGGUGGCCGCAGGCCCCAGACGCACUGGUCCACCACGAACCUGCACCAGCCGGCCGAGCCACCUCCCACGCAGAACAGCACGGGUGGAGGGAGUGAAGGGGGAUUGGGGCCCAUGGGGGAGGGGCACCUGCCGGGGUUCCAGCGGGAUCUGUCGCGUUCCUCGGUGGGCCUCACGCACCCCAUCGUGGAGAAGUGGCUGGAGAGGCAGGAGGCCGUGGAGAAUGGGGAAAAGGAAGAGGGCGGUGGCCACAAACGGGAUGAGAUCGUCAAACCCACGUCCCGCGCGGCCACCCCCCAUCCCAGGGACUUCAAGAAGCUGGUGGAGGUGGUGAACGACGGGGGCCCGCUUGGCAUCCACGUGGUUCCCUUUCUCACCAAGAGCGGGAGGAGCCUGGGCCUGCGGAUUCGCACCAUCGAGGAAGGCAGCAGGACCCAGCGCGAGGGGGCGCUGCGCCAGCACGACUGCAUCACGCGCAUCAAUGGCACACGCCUCACCGACACCUCCUUUGAGGAGUCACAAAAGGCUUUUCGCGAUGCCCUAAAGAGCAGCGUUCUGCGACUGUGGGUCGUUCACGGGGAGAAGCGAGAACACUACGAGCAGGUGAUGCAGUUGUGGGGCAACCAGGAGUCCGAGCAGAUCGAUUCCGACUCGGCCGAGGACAUUGAUGAAGAUUAUGAGGACGAGGGCCCACCGUCCUUCAAGGUGCCCCCGCCAGUGGCGCCAAAACCCACCACGAAACCAGUGGCAGGGCUAAGCGGCAGGAAGCAGGAACCGCCUUCAGGUGCCGGUGUCAAUGCCAAGGUCACCCCCAAGUCUCUCCUCAUUGCACCUGCGCGGAGGAUGCCGAUACCGGCAGCUUUCCUGGCGGCGACAGACGCAAAUUCUGGAACGGCUUCCUCUGCUCAGCCAAUCCCAGCUGAGACCCAGCAGCAUAAGCCACCAGCACAGGUGCCCAGGAAAAUCCCAGGCCCUAGAUCCGCGACUGGGUCAACGUUCGGUGGUGACACUACGUCGGCACAGCUGGCGUCUCCCACGAAAGCCCCAGUGAAGGCCGACCUAAAGCUACAGCAGGCGACGGCAGCAGUGGCAGCGGCUGUGUCGGCCGCCGUUGCGAGUCGCAUCCCCAUGGCCAGCUCCAGCAUGGCUGCUCCUGUGGCCACGCCCAACGUCGCCUAUACCACAAAGAAGGUGGAUAAGAAGAUUCCUAUUCACUUGAAGAAAGGUCUCGACGGGCUAGGCUUCACGAUCGCGACACGCGACACGCCGGUGGGAGGCCGCACGCCGAUCUACGUGAAGAGCAUCAUGCCCAAGGGCGCGGCACUGAGUGACGGCCGCCUCAAGUCUGGAGAUCGGCUCCUGGAGGUGAACGGGCUGGACGUGACGAGUCGCACGCAGGAGGAGGUGGUGGCGAUUCUGCGCAGCACCAAACUUGGCGGCUCCGUCGACUUGCUGGUCUCGCGCCACCACGACGUCCCCCUCUCCCCAGAUGAUCCGCCGGAGCGCCCACAAGUAGGCAGCGCGGCAGAAGAAGAGGAUCGCUUGCUUUCCCCUGACGGUUCCCGCGAGUUCCUGACACUCCACAUCCCCCUGCACGACAUGGGCGCUGCGAGCCUUGGGGUCAGCGUCAAGGGGACCAAGGAUCGCCGAACAAACGCGGAUCUGGGCAUUUUCAUCAAGACCAUCAUCGCGGGAGGGGCAGCUGCCAAGGAUGGGCGCCUGCGUGUGGACGAUCAGCUGAUCGCCGUGAACCGCGAGUCGCUGCUCGGUCGGUCCAACCUGGAGGCCAUGGAGUCUCUGAGGUGCGCCAUGUCCCGCGAUGCCGGCGACCCCUCGCUCAUCCAGCUCGUGGUGGCGCGCUCGUUCGGCAAGCCAGGACCGACGGAGGCGGAGUCACGCGCGCCUGGGUCAGCGGGGAACACGGCGGAGGUUAACGAGCGCCGAGUGUCGGCCACGCAGAGCCCCGUGGCGGCUCCUGACCAGGGGCCCGUCGACAAGUCUGCUAAGCCGGCGAGCACAGGGGCCUGGCAAGGCACAACUGAACGGGAUGACUCGGCUGGCCAGGAGAGGAAGGCACCGCAGGCCCGGAGCGACCCCUGGGAGCCGGGCACCAGCAGCACGCAGGGGCAACUGGACCCAGCGCUGGCCUUUCAGCGGGAGGGAUUUGGCCGACAGAGCGUAUCAGAGAAACGCACCGUGCAGUAUGGAGACCCCAGCCACCUGGAGGUGCUCAAGGCACGCAAGUCCAAGAGCAUGGACAUGAUCGCAGACGAAGGUAGCGUGCAUGCGUCUGCUGAAACACGCAAAGGUCCCUCAGACGGCUCCGUUGGGCCUGCCUUGGGCCUCAAGAUGAGCAGCUCGCUGGAGAGUCUGCAGACAGCUGUGGCCGCGGAGGGUGGCCGCGCUGAGUUCCUCUUCCACCGGCCGCGCCCCCCCCGUCUCAUCCGCGGCCGUGGCUGCAACGCGAGCUUCCGUGCGGCCAUCGACAAGUCGUAUGACAUGCCCCAGGAUGGCAGCGACGAUGACGAUGAUGAGGAUGACGAGGAGGAGGAGGAUGCAAUGGACACUGUGGAGGAAGAGGAGGAGGACCCGGAGGAGGCAGCCAAGGGCCUGGGAGAUGGCGUCCCUGGGGCCCCCACCGGUCUUCCUGUCCCAAGCGGUAGCGCCAAGACCAAGCGCAGCUCUCCCAGGAGCAAAGACGCAACUCUGGAGUCUGGCGCAGCUGGCGACAAGGAGUGCAAGAAAGAUAAGAAAGCCAAGAAGCUAAAGAGCCUUGGCAUGGUGUUCAGGUUUGGAAAAGUGAAGAAAGAGGACAGGAGUGAGCAGAAGAGUGGGGACAAGCAGAAGGUGGUGGAUAACAAGGCGGCCACAGAGGAGGAGAAGGAGAAGAUGAGGGACGAGCAAGAGAGGAUCCAGACAAAGCACAGGGAGAUUCGCGAGCGGCAGGCUCGCGAGCUGAAGCUGCAGCAGGAGCGCGAGCAGCUCGCCGCUCAGUCCCGCGGGACGUCCGGCUACUACGAGGAGCACAACCCGGCCUACGCCAGCCUGGGCACCUCCACGUCACCGCCUGCUUUGCACAAACCACCCUACGUGAAGAACAACACCAAGGCCUACGCCAGCGAGGACGAGAUCCGAGCCAUGUACGCCAAAGUGAACAAGGCGGGUAGCCUGCCGAAGCCUGUCCCCCAGUCAGAAAGAAUGCAGGCAGGGGGUCGUGUGAACUCCUACUACGAGGAAUGCAACCCGAUAUACGGCCGGACGCGGGACGGGGUGCCCAGGCACCCCCAGGCCAGUGGUGGGGGCCCACGCUACCACCGCGGGGAGGACGGGCAAGACGGCGACCCCGCGAGAGACAUCUAUGCCAGGGUGGCCAAAACCAGCAGCCUGCCCAGGCCUCAGCCCGACAGCAGAGCCACACAUGGCUACCAGUGGGUACAGAGAGAAGGGGGAUCAACAGCUCGUGAUGGGUCUGAUGACAAAAGGGCACCUUCUGGUGCAGAGCACUCUCGGUCGCAAUCUGGCUCAGAGGUGCGGGGCGGCCGCAGUUCGGUGCCGCUGGAUGCCCAGCGCCGGAGCCGCUUCCCAGACAUGAGAGACCUCCUGCCUCGUCCUCAGAGACGUGUCUCCUCCCCCACCAGGCAAACCAAGCGAGCAUCACGCCCAGCAGAAGAUGCCCGAGCAGAGAAAGUGACUUCACCGUCUCGAGGAGACCCAGGCAAAGCAUCACGCACGCAGCCACCGCCCUCUGCAUUGCUCAACUCUGAAGCUCCUUCCAGCCGCUCCCGACAUGCGAAGCAGCAGCAGCAGGCGGAGCAGCCUCCGCGCAACGCGGAGCGACCCGCGGGAGGCGUCCCGCAGCCCGCAGGGAUGGGCGUGUUGGGGUUUCCUCGACUCGCAAUCCUCUCCACGGGCUCUCUACAGCGCCGUGCCGCCACCUCUUCGCAGCGGGACACAGGGCGCCCUGGCCGGACGGGACCCACGGUCGGGGGCCGUUCGGUGGAACUCCAGAAUUCUCCUGCGCAACUCACGCGUAUUCCCCGCUUCCAUUCGGCGGGUGCUGGAGGGGGGCACCACCACUACCACCAGCAGCAUCAGCAGUCCCCACCGGCCACGCAGGCCACCCACGCAGGCCAGCAGCAGGACCUGGCUAGGUUUGGCUUUCAGCCCCCCAAGGCCCGUCACAUGUUGAAGCCCAAGGACUUUCAAUGGGGCCAGACAGCAGCGGUCUAGCAGUUAGGGUUGCCACCUGUCUGGGUUGACCAGAACAGUCUGGAUAUUGGCAACCAUGUUUGGGUUGCAGAUCUGGAGGUAUUAUGUGUAACUCUGUCACAAUAUACUUUGCAGUUCUGAUAAACUUCGGCUGAUUGAAAAUUACGUCCCGGUUUGGUCUAGAGUGGAAAAGGUGGUGAUGUGAUGAGUGUAGUGCACUCAAGCCAAUCGCGUGAGCUCUGUUUCACCUUGGGAGCAAUACAGUUUUUACAUGUUUCUAUUGUACGGUCGUGGGCCCUGGCAGCUGUUUGUAGGGUGCUGCUGCUGCUGUGUAAUGACUUUCUAGUAGUUUGACGUAAUCUUGUUUAAUGGACCCCCUCCGUCAAUUUUUUGGUUUUGGAUUGUUGCCUCCUCUCAUCACUUCCAUUGCUGUGCUGCACUGGUUGCCAAUGAGGUACGAAACCACGUGCGUCUCGACAUGUGAGAUAGUGCACACGUAAGGCCAUGUCCCAUCAUUUGUUUUGAAAGCAACACAAACGGUCUCAGAAAUUUAGCUGAUCAGGUGGCUGCUCAGCAGCAUAGCGAGCGGCUCGCAUUCGGAAGGUCGCAAGUUAAAAUCCUUGUUGGGGGCUCAAGCAGCCCAUCCUCCCUCCGGGGUUGAUCAAAUUAGUACCACUUUAUGGGAAGGUCAACAGUGGUUGUCCUAUGGAGAGACUCGCACCCACCACUGGAAUCUGGAAUUCCCCCACUGUCUCGGUGCUGUAAACUUAAGAUGAGCAUCAUUGCCUCGUGUCAUGAGCAUAAAAUCACAAUUGUGUUGGCUGGCAGGUGUGGGAGGGCCUGGCAAGGGUGGUUGUUAAAAGGCAGUGAAAGAUGUCACCAGGUGCUUUGUAACGGGGGUGGUCAGCUCUGCCCUCACGACGCCCUUGCUCGUUCAGGAUACGAGCGCUCGAUGACUUCCCAGGGUCACUCUAUGCUGAAAUAAAUAAAUAAGCAUACAAUCCGCCUCCACAUAAAAUAUAUAACGUGAUUAUUCACUCUUGAGUAUAAUUAUUCACAUCCUAUCAGCUACGUGGCCUUGUGGCCGUGUAUCAUUUUAGAGAAGGUUUUUGUCUUUGUAUAUCUGACAUCAGUAUGCCAUACUCAAUGGUUCUUUCGGUAAAGUCACGUAGGUAUAAAAUAAAAUAAAUCACGACGUUUCGGGCGCAACACAAGCGUCCGUCAUCAGGUGAUGACUUUAUUUGAUUUUCUACCUACGUGGCUUUACCGAAAGAACCAAAGAGUAUGGAUUCCUGCAGUCACGAAAGCUUCAAAUCAAGAUGAUGAGUAUUGAUUCAAGCAAGGCUGAUUGCUGAUGAGACGCUGAAUGUCAAAGCCGUUCCAGAGUUUGUGUUGAACCAAUGCUCCAUAAUAAAGGUUUUUUGGGUCAGAUCGCGUAAAUAUAUAAAUGUGUCGUUAAAACCCACCACCACCCGACACAGCCAACUAGUAAGGGUUGUCACGAAAAGAGAACAUGCCAAUUCGUCACUAGUACAGCACAGCGGGUGUGUUGGAGAGCCAAGCCACAACAUUUACAAUCUGAGUACGACUUUUCGCCAGUAAUUACAUAAAAUAAUUUCUGUAUUUUAUGUACCGUGCCAAAUCUGACUGGGAUGUGUUGUUUUUCCAAAUAUCUGGCUAGUUUAUCAGUUACUCCCGCAAAAUACAGAUUUUAUUUCUAGUACAAAAGAUGUCAUACCGAAGCUAUCAACAGAAGGUGUGUACAGGAUUAACUGCACAUGUGGAAAAUGUUGUUAGGCAAACAGGACGAAUGAUCAGCACGAAACUAAAAGAACAUCAGAGAAAUAUAAAAUUCUCCCAAAUACAACUGUCAGCAGUAGCAGAACACGCGUGCCAACAAAGACACUCAAUUAAUUUUGAUAAUGUUGAAGUGCUGUGCAAAACCGGCUACUACUGGCCAAGACUAAUUAGAUAAUCUAUCGAAAUUGAAAGAAAUAAAAUUAUUUUAACCGUUCGGAUAGCUACCGCCUUAGUGCUGCGUGGAAGCGAAUCAUCAAAUAAUACAUUAUUUAAAUGCAUGCCUACAAAGGGCAGCGUACUUCAAUAUGGAUUACCGUUGGUACGGCUAUUUUAGUACGCACAAUAGACAGUAAGGACAAGAUCAAAGGGCUCGCAUGAUGCGCAUGCAUAAUGUAAGGUUGACUCAGUAAUCCCUCCCCCCCCCCCCCACUUUGCGCAAGAGCGCAGAAGCGUGGUCACCACAUCUACGCCUCUAUAUGAGAUACGAAACAGGUGGACUUCUCCACAAAUCUGGCUGUCGCCUGAUGAAGCUAGUUGUAAUUACUGGCGAAACGUCGCACUCAGAUUGUAAAUGUUGUGGCUUGGCUCUCCAACACACCGGUAUGCAGUACUAGUGACGAAUUGGCCACGUUCUGUUUACGUGACAACCCUUACUAGUUGGCUGUGUCGGGUGGUGGCGGAUUUAACGACAUAUUUACGCGAUCUAACCCAACAAAAACUCUAAUGGAUGAUAUUGGUCGCGAAAGCCUACGUGUUAAACUGAACCAAUGCUGCUGAAAUUAUGUACUCCCAAAGUUAUUGCUAAUGGAAUGUGUAAAAAUACUUUUAUUUGCUUGGAGGGACAGAUGUGUGAGGGAGGCGAGUUUGUCUGAUUAUGUAUCUUGUAUUCUCCAAGAUGCCACGGAUGGGUCUGAUCGUGGUAUGCGGUGAGAACCGUGCAUGCAUCGAUAGGCACAUGGCAGACGAUUCUUAUGAACGUGUAACUGACAAUAUGUAGAUUCAUAACAUUUCGUGAUAACCGUGCAUGCUGAGCCCCGUGGGCACAGAUCCGUACAGCCACGCACAGCAGGGACCAUACGAGGACCAAAGUUAUAUCCAUAGACACGUGAUCACUUGUAUUCCCACUUAUUACCCAGGUAUGUUUUAUUCAGUUGUGUGUGUAAGUUGUACGCAAGUUGUAGGCUUGUAACCUUUCAGUGAAGAACGCUUUUACAGCCGUCUAAUGAUGGCGUAGUUUAACAUCAUACCUUGGCUUCAGUUGUUAAUUAGCGUGAAUCGAUAGGCAUAUGGCAGCCUAUUCUCAUAAACGUGUAACUGACAAUAUGUAGAUUCAUAACAUUUCGUUUAUACCUUUGUAACACAAACAUUAAAUAAAAAGUACUUACAGUAUGCAA